Molecule: messenger RNA, 1664 nt
Organism: Dermatophagoides farinae (American house dust mite)
Lineage: Eukaryota; Metazoa; Arthropoda; Arachnida; Sarcoptiformes; Pyroglyphidae
Source: RefSeq, a predicted model, not a curated record
AAUAUUUUUUUUGUCAAUCAAAUCAACAAUCAUCAUCAUCCCUUGGUGAAUAACAAAUUUCCAAUCAAUCAAUCAUGUACUUCAUUUCUAAAUCAACGAUUUUGUUUGCCACUGCAAUCGUUUUGAUAUUUAAUUUACCAUCUUUGGUUAUUUCUCGCCAUGUAACCGAAAAUGGCAGAUUAUCUGAAUUAUCAAUCGAUGAAAUCAAUAACAUUAUCGACGCUAUAUCGGAAUUGCCAAUUGGAGAGAUUAAAAAAAUUGUCAACAAUUUAUCUGGUUUAUCAAUUGAUGAAAUUGAAAAAAUUAUCAAUGAUAAUCAAUCAGAAUUAUCUGUUAAAGUUAUCAAAAAAAUUGUUCAUGAUUUAUCAAUCGAUGAAAUUCACCAUAUUGUCAAUGAUCCAUUAACGGAAUUUUCAAUCGACGAAAUUGAAAAAAUUGUUCAUGAUCCAUCAUUAUCAUCAUCAUUAGAACCAUUCAUCACAUAUGAUAAAGAUAAAAAAAUUUUCCAUAUUAAUAUUGGACCAAUUAAACAACAACGGCAACCAUAUUCACUUUCAAAUUUGAAUCCAGAACAAUGUCAACAUAUACGUAAUACAAUUGAAUCAGUACAACAUGAAAUGGAUGAACAAAAUUGUCAAAAAGAUUUAGGAAAUAGUAUUUGUAAAGGAUUUAUCCGUUAUUUGGAUAAUAUGCAACAACGAUUACAAAAUGACUGUCCAUCAGGGCUAGUACUACUGGAACCGGAAAAUCAAAAAAAAUUCAGUUUUAUAGUUUAUAGAGAUGAAAAUGGAAUACAUUUUAGACCGAAUCGUCAAUGAUCCACCCAGCAGCCAAUCAAUCGGAAAUUAAUUGAAUUUUUGUCUUUUGUUUUUAAAUUCAAUUAUCUGAAUAUUUGCGAAAUUAAAUAAAUAAUAAAUGAUGAUUUGUCUUUGAAAAUAAAAAAAUUGCAUUGAUCUUGACAUUCAGAUUCUUGGUUCAAUGGGUGAAACUAUUCAUCUGAUUGUUGUUGAUCCAUAAAACUCAACGAUGAAAAAUGAUUCAAUUAUCAGAUGUCGAACGAUAUGAAUACCAAAUUCUGAUCCAUAACGAAUGACAUAAAAAAAACCUUUACCAUUUGUUUGGUUCAUCGAAAAAUCGUUGAUUUUGUUUUUGCUAUGAAUAAAUCAAUCACAUCCAUAUCUUGGCAGUCUGAUUGAAGACAUCAUUCAGUCGAAACGAUCGAAUCCAUCCAACAAUCAAUCAAUCAAUAAUGAUUUUCAAACAUUUUCAUCCAAUUUUCAUCGUAAUCAUUAUGAUGACAUUAUCACCAUCAUCAUCAUUAUUGGUUGAUGCUGAUGAUGAUGUACCAACAUCCGAUAAUAAUGGUCAAAUAAUGAAUUUUUUGAAUAUGAUAAUGCAAUUGCCGAAAAAAAUUUUGGAUGCAAUCAUGAAACGAUUUGGAUGGCUGAAUGAAAUGUUCUACAAUAUGGCCAAUAAUUCGAAACAGAGUGUGGAAAUGAUUGAAAAUAAUGAACGAAUUAGUCGAUUAAAAUUAUGGAUUAGAUCCAAUGAUCCAUUAGCAAAAUUUGUGAGAUCAUUUACACAUCGAUAUCAUCCAACAAUAUGAUCGAAUGGCCAGAUUUGUAAAAAAAAUUCUGUUCCUUUUACAAAAAAAUGAAAUGAAA